Molecule: messenger RNA, 2588 nt
Organism: Bufo gargarizans (Asiatic toad)
Lineage: Eukaryota; Metazoa; Chordata; Amphibia; Anura; Bufonidae
Gene: C2H2orf68
Product: chromosome 2 C2orf68 homolog
Exons: 4
Coding region: 30-515 (161 amino acids)
Source: RefSeq, a predicted model, not a curated record
AGAGAAGGGUCUGGAGACAUCUGAGUGCUAUGGAGGAAGAAGCGGAGCCGCGGGUGAGGUCGGGGCCCGGUGGACGGCUGGAUAUGAGUCAUGGAUUCGUUCACCAUAUCCGGCGGAACCAGAAAGCACGAGAUGAUUAUGAUAAGGAGGUGAAACAAGCCAAAGAGAAGCUAAGGAAAAGGUACACUCCAGGACCGUCCCGACCCAAGAAACCAGACCUACAGGUCUACCACCCCCGCCCCAGAGAAAGACCGACCCACGCUGCUGAUCUAGUGGACGAUGACCCGAGUGACAGUGACUCCAGUACAGACCCCGAGACGCCUGGAAAUCAGCUCUUCUGCUUGGAGUUUGAAGCCGACGGCGGUGAAGUUACGUCCGUUAUUGUAUAUGAGGACGACGAUGCUGAGCAGAUCGCUACAAAAAUUUCCGUAGAGAAUCAGCUGGAAGCCAGAAUGAAGGAAGCCCUGAAAAGACGGAUUCAAGAGGAGAUUGCCAAGAGAAGGGUGCAGCGCUGACUUUAGGAUGCAGGCUAUGUAUUGCGGUGUGGUGCACCGGCUAAUUCUUCAGUCUGCGGACCGGUGGAGAACCUGUAUGAGGGGUACAAGCGCCAUGUGGAUGAUGGAGGUUUCUGGACAGCAGGGACUUACCUACUCGUCAAGAAACUGGCAGUACAGCCCCAUUGACCUCUAAGCACUGACCUGCAAUACCGGGCACAACCCAUGGGCAGGUGUGGCGCUGUGUAAGGGAGAAAGCACUCCUGGUUUUCUAACUUUUUUACAAUCCCAUUAAUUUAUGUGGUUUUAUCCAAGUAUUUGUUAUUCUAACUCGCGCUCACCUUUACAGGUAGCACUCCAGGGCAGCAACCCCAUAGUAAUUUUAGAUGAGCUACAAGACGCAGGUGAAGUGGUAAGUACCGGUGAGAGUUGCGGCACAUGCUUUGAUCCCUUCCUUACACGUAAUGUGCGACUAGUGUCACGGUAAGUGGCCGUUGACACCAAUUUACAUCGUAGUUCGUCCUGUCGAUGGUGUGGGCAUAGCUCCUGUGCCCAUGCCAGGCAGUGGGAGCCUGUUAUAAUAGUACAGAACAGGUAGGGAUAGGAGCUAGUCUGGAUCCGGUUAACCCCUUGCCUCCCGCUGCCAUGAUGAGAUCACAGUGUGGCAAUGGUCGCUAUGGUAGGGAGGCAGGGUAUAACAGGCAGCCUGUCAGUAUUGCGGUGCAUGGUGGAAGGGAUCAAAGCAUUGCAGGUCUCCUGUGAGGUGAAUAAAUAAGAAAAAACACACUUGAAAACGUAAAGGGAGUCGGCAGGAAAUGCCCUGUAACCGCAGGCACAGCUCUGCUGAAUCUAAUGUACCUUUCACUGGGUGAUCCCUCUCUUAUUUCUAGAGAAAAAGCAAAUAAGCAGUUAAAGGGGGUUUAUCUUUCUUUUUUUUUUUUUUUUUUUUAUGUAUCCUCUGGAUAGGUCAUCAAUGUCAGAUAGUCUGGGGUCUGACUCCCGGGACCCCCGCCGAUCAGCUGUACGAAGAGGCCAUGGCGCUCUGUGAGUACUUAGGCCAUGUGGCAUCAUGUUCGUCGGUAACCUGGCUCAGCUCAGUCUCAUUGAAGUGAAUGGGCCGAGCUGCGAUACGAAGCAAAGCCGCAUUCAAAUGGACAGCGCUGUGCUUGGUAAGCAGCGGGGAGGCCGCAGCGCUCCAGUGAGCGUCAGUCUCCUCAUACAGCUGAUUGGCAGGGGUUCGGGGAGUCGGACCCCCGCCGAUCUUACAUUGAUGAACUAUUCUGGGAAUAGGUCUUCAAUAGAGAUGAGGGAAGCCAUGUUGCAUCCGAAGUCGCUUGGUUCAAAACUUCUGAUUAAUACUGUACGGCGAAGACAGGUUGAGAAGAAUGAAAUCCCGGUUAGGAGUACAAGAAAUAUCGGCAUCUGGAUGGUACGUUUUGGAAUGGCCUCAAAAAAGUAAAUCAAUCCUCGGCAAUAUGAGACAUGACUGAGGCCAAAAGACAGAAGCGUUGAGGAGUAUGAGAGGAAAUUUAGAUAAGUAAUAUAUGGACCCAGGGGUGUACAUGGAUAGUAGGGAAUGAUCUCACUAAGGGCUCAUGCCCCCCGAUCUUCGGAUCCGCAAAACAUAGAUACAGUCUGUGUGCAUUCUGCACUUUGCGGAACUGAACAGUCGGCCCCUUGGCAGCGGUGAGCAGACGUAAGAUUGGUUUGGUAUAUAGCUCAAUGGAUCUAAAGACACAUCUAGCUGCGUUAUUUUAACCCAUUCAGGACACAGGCCAUUUUUUGCAAAUCUGAUGUUUUACUUUAUGUGCUGAUAACUUUAAAACGCUUUUACUUAUCCAAGCCAUUCUGAGAUUGUUUUCUCAUCACACAUUGUACUUCAUGAGUGCUAAAUUUGAGUCAAAAUAUUUCAUUUUUAUUAAAAAAAAUACCAAAUUUAUCAGAAAUUUGGAAACAUUCGCAAUUUCCUAAGUUUCAAUUUUUCUGCUUUUAAACCAGAUAGUGAUACAUCCUAAAAUAGUUAUUACUUUACAUUUCCCAUAUGUCUACUUAAUGUUUGCACAUUUUUGUGAAUGCCAUUUUAUUUCUAGGGAC